This is a messenger RNA of Solea senegalensis (Senegalese sole), 5926 nucleotides long. It is a transcript of the gene unc5b, whose product is annotated as unc-5 netrin receptor B. NCBI's taxonomy places the organism in Eukaryota, Metazoa, Chordata, Actinopteri, Pleuronectiformes, Soleidae. Gene Ontology annotation, biological process: netrin-activated signaling pathway; anterior/posterior axon guidance. Gene Ontology annotation, molecular function: protein binding; netrin receptor activity. The transcript has 17 exons. The coding region runs from base 656 to 3496 and encodes 946 amino acids. The record is from RefSeq and is a predicted model, not a curated record. Gene Ontology annotation, cellular component: membrane.
GGAGGAGGAUGGUGUAUGAUUGGCCAGGCGGGGACUGAGAGUCCGGAGGCUGGCGCUGCGCUCCGCGUUUAUUCUUGUUUACACCUUGCGGACGAGGACGGAGACUGGCCAGGCCAGGGACACAGAGCAGGCUCGGGAGUCCAGUCUGCAGCGGCAGCGGUGAUCACUUCGUGGUUUUCUACUCGUUGUGGUCGCAGAAGAAGUUUGAAUGUGAUGGGAAACGGACUCUCUCUCUCUUUCUCUCUCUCUGCUCUACUUUGCCUCUUUUCGCAGCAGCGACGCGUCAAACUUUUUGGUGACUUUUGUGGCACCUUUGCGCUCAUGGCUGCCUGUCAACCCGGCUGCAGAUAUAUAUGUGGACAUGUCAUCUACUGUGAAUAGACCCGAUAACGAGUGUGAUACGGACCUCCUGAAACUUUGAUUGCGGGCGGAGAUUACGCAGUUUCGAUUUUGCUCAUCCACUGACAAGUUGCUCGGGGAUGGAUGCGCUUUGAAUGAACUCUUAACGCAAAAACGCAUCAUCCAUCAACAAUUACGGGACUGCUGAGAAAAUCAUCCAGGGUUAAAGACAUUGUCGGACAGACGCCUCUUGGUGUGUGUCUGUGUUUAAAGCACCGCAGGUUACCCCGCGUGAACAACGGCGUAGCCGGAAAAGAUGCACUCUGUUCGGAUGCAGCGCGACCAAGGUCUCGGCCCUGUUGUUCUUCUGCUCCUGUUCGGUGGAUAUGUCGUGUCUGGCACCGAGAGCAGCGACUACAGCGACGCUGAGGUCCUCCCAGACUCCUUCCCGUCUGCACCGGCAGAACCUCUGCCAGAAUUCCUGAUGGAGCCAGAGGACGCUUUCAUUGUAAAGAACAGGCCAGUGCAGCUACGGUGCCGAGCGUCGCCAGCCACACAGAUCUACUUCAAGUGCAACGGCGAGUGGGUGAAUCAGAACGAUCACAUCCCCAAAGAAAGCCUGGACCAGGUCACAGGUCUGGUGGUGAGGGAAGUGGACAUUUCAGUGUCGAGGACCCAGGUGGAGGAGCUGUUUGGUCUGGAGGACUAUUGGUGCCAGUGUGUAGCCUGGAGCUCGGCUGGCACCACCAAGAGCAACCGCGCCUACGUUCGCAUUGCAUACCUGCGGAAGAACUUUGAGCAGGAGCCACUGGGGCGGGAGGUGCGACUCGAGCAGGAAGUGCUGCUGCAGUGUCGCCCCCCAGAGGGCAUGCCUGUCGCUGAGGUGGACUGGUUGAAAAACGAGGAUGUCAUUGAUCCGUCGCAGGACCCCAACUUCCUGAUCACCAUUGAUCACGAUCUGAUCAUAAAACAGGCCAGACUUUCAGACACCGCGAACUACACCUGUGUAGCUCGUAACGUGGUGGCAAAAAGACGCAGCAGCACCGCCACGCUCAUUGUUUAUGUGAGUGGAGGUUGGUCGUCUUGGACUGAAUGGUCAGAGUGUAACGCACAGUGUGGGCGUGGCUGGCAGCGACGCACACGCAGCUGCACUAAUCCUACUCCUCUGAACGGAGGAGCCUUCUGUGAGGGUCAACCUUUCCAGAGAGUGACCUGCACCACACUGUGUCCAGUGGAUGGAGGCUGGACAGAGUGGGCAAAGUGGUCCGCCUGUGGGACCGAGUGCACCCAUUGGCGCAGUCGCGAGUGUCAAGCUCCCCCUCCCAGGAACGGAGGAAAGCACUGCAGCGGCAGCAUGAUGGAGAGCAAAAACUGCACUGAGGGGCUGUGUGCACGUAAUAAAAAGAUUUCUAUUGAACAUGCAAGCCAUCCGCUGGCUCCAGGUAUGGGUGUGGCAGUGUACGCGGGUCUGGUGGUGGCGCUCCUGCUGUGUGUGAUCCUGGCUCUGUGCGUGGGAGGGCUUGCGUAUCGCCGCAGACGCCGCCAUCUGCACGGUGAUAUCACCGAUUCUUCGUCCGCUCUGACCAAUGCGUUCCACCCUGGCAACUACAAGCCGCCGAGACAGGAUCACCCUCACCCGCUGCAUCCCUCAGUUCCCCCGGAUCUGACAGCCACAGCAGGAGCGUUCCGCGGACCGCGCUUCUCUCUGCAGCACGGGGUCAUCGACAGCCCCCACAAAAUCCCCAUGACCACCUCUCCGCUGCUGGACCCUUUGCCCAGUCUCAAAAUCAAGGUGUAUAACUCCUCCACUCUUUCCUCUGUGGAGCUUCCUGUGGACAUGAGUUUAGGUGAUGGGGAGAUCCUCAGCCUCAAGUCGGUGGGAACUGUGGGCAGAGAGCGCGAGUACCACAGUCACACCCUGUCCAGAGAGCCAGGGCUGAGCACCAGCGCCACCUUAGGUAGCCUGGGAGGACGCCUCACCAUCCCGAACACAGGUGUGAGCCUGCUGGUCCCUCCUGGCACAAUCCCCCAGGGGAAGUUUUAUGAGAUGUACCUCAUUAUCAACAAGUGGGAAAAAACAACGCUACCCUCUGAAGGCAGUCAGACAGUAUUAAGUCCCGUGGUCAGCUGCGGUCCAUCUGGUAUGUUACUGAAUCGUCCUGUGGUCCUAACGUUGCCCCACUGCGCCCAGCUAGACACACCCACACCUGACUGGACCAUCACACUCAAGACUCAGACGCACCAGGGGUCGUGGGAGGAGGUGCUGACAGUGGGUGAAGAGACUUUGUCAUCGCCGUGCUACCUGCAGCUGGAGGAGGAGUGCUGUCAUGUUCUCAUGGAACAGUUGGGAACGUAUGGCCUGGUGGGCCAGUCCUGUCCACCGCAGCCCGCCUGCAAACGCCUGCAGCUGGCUCUGUUUGCCCCGCGAGCGCCCUGCCUUUCCCUUGACUUCAGCCUCCGGAUCUACUGCAUCCAUGACACACCACAUGCCCUCAAGGAGGUGCUAGAUUUGGAACGGAGUCUGGGUGGAGUUUUGCUGGAGGAUCCUAAGCCGCUGCUCUUUAAAGACAGCUACCACAACCUGCGUCUGUCCAUCCACGAUAUCCCUCACACUCACUGGAGAAGCAAACUGCUGGCCAAAUACCAGGAGAUCCCAUUCUAUCACAUUUGGAGCGGCAGUCAGAGACCUCUGCAUUGCACCUUCAGCCUGGAGAGAGGCAGCCUGGCUGUGUCGCAGCUCACCUGUAAGAUCUGCGUGCGACAGGUGGAAGGGGAGGGACAGAUAUUCCAGCUUCAUACAGACAUCCAGGAGACGUUACCACCUCACUCGCCACUCCCCUCAGGAGGCGCCUGCCUGCCUUCCUCCCAAGUGGGACCCUAUGCCUUUCGCUUGCCUGACUCCAUCCGCCAGAAGAUCUGUGCCAGUUUGGAUGCACCCAGCGCGCGCGGGUGUGACUGGAGACUACUGGCACGCAGCCUGGGCUUUGACAGGUACCUAAACUACUUUGCAACAAAGCCCAGCCCCACAGGUGUUCUACUGGACUUAUGGGAAGCUUGUCACCAAGGUGACGCGGACCUGGUCUCUCUGGCGACUGCACUGGAAGAGAUGGGCAAAAGUGAAGUGCUAGUUGUCAUGACAACGGACGGGGAUUGUUGAUCAGUCAUGGAGAGCGAGCAAGACGUUCUUUUUUCUUUCUUUUUUUUCUACCACCGUGAAGAAAAUAAAAUACCUGCCUAUGAAUAUGCACAGACUGACCCACGUCAUCAGCCCACAGAGCAUUUUUGAUUUUUUUGACAUGUACUAAUUACCUCUGCUUUUCACUGAUCAGCCACUACUGUAUGCCCACGUCCACCGUAAACCCAUUUCCAUCACAUACAAUAACUGCAAACUUGAUUCAGCCUGAAUCCACCAAAGCAAUGUUGCAUAUGCAAGAUGUUGGAUUGAAAAUGACACUGUUGUGUGUGUAUAAGACAAUUGAGAUAAACAACAAGCAAAAUCACACAAACACACAUUCUAACAUGGGAUGACACAGGUUUCAGAGGCAGCAUGAAAGUGCAUGAUAUAACACUAUCUCACCUGAUGUUUCACGGGCUUUUUUUUUUUGUUCUGUUCUCCAUUGUCAUUCUGUGUGGGUGACAUCAGCAUUGAUGUGUGCACAACCUCCUCAGGCUAAAGACACAUGUGGACUAACUGGUCAUUAAUUGGACCAGAAUUAAACAGACUAGGAUUUCUUGUCAACAAAUCGCGUGAGGAGCAAACCCUCGAGGUUGAAGGGCAGGAGCGUGUGCCGCGUUCUGCUGAAAACAUUUUGUAAAAAAAAAAAAAAUGACCUCCUCACUGAGGCGCGGGGGUGAGCUCUGUUGUUAAAGAAUUGGUGGAAAACGAGACCAACUGACUAUUUAUGUUGUAGAGCACCAACAAAUGCCUCAAAGCCUUGGCACAUCGUUCUGAAUCACAGAGGUGUUUUCUCUUUCAUCCCUGCUCACGCUCCACUAUCGCUCUGCCACACUCCUCCCAUCUGUUGAGAAUCAAACUACAGGAGAGCUUUUCUGGUCAUCUCUUAAAAGUUUCCUUUGUGGAACGCUCUUUAAUUUAUUAUCCAUUUGUGGAUCGUUGGCUUGUUUUUUCUCCCACCGUCUUUGCUGUCACGAUCACAUUGAAGCCGUUUCAUCAUUUGUUUAGGCCGCUGAGCUCCUGUGUGUUUUUUUUAUUCUAGUCGAGCAGGGCAGACCAAACGUGAGACUUUGGUACACAGUGAAUGUCUCACUGGUGUCUCGUGUGAACAACAGGAGCUAUGGUUAUGUGUUAUUUUCAAUAUAGUAUAUCUAUACAAGACAUAAUUAGAGGUGGGGAAAUAUUCAGGUGACUCCACUGUCUGGAUUGGAUGGAUUAUUCUUGCCUUGAAUCCACGAAGCAGCAAGGGACCAUAGAUUUUACCUCAACACUAAACUGCAUUACGUUUAAAUCCACACUCUGUUUAGCAUUUAUCUGUGUGUCCAUCCAUCGCCGUGGAGCUCAUUAUGUCUCCCUCCUCUCGAUUUCAUAACAUAUUGUUAACCUCAUUGCUAAGCCGCCUGCUUUGUGGUCAGGGCCCUCAACCUAUUUUCAUGAUCAAUUAUGUUCCGUCUGUUUAUUGUGAGGCAGGAAUUUAAUGUUCGCUGUCGCCGCGGACAUGGUUCUAUGUCUUAUUGAAACUUGUUCUCCCUCAAGAGCAAAAGAGAAACACAGUGUUCAUGUCUUUGAAACUACAGACACCAUAACACAGGCAGUAUCCCUCCUCUUCAGCUUUGAGUCAUGUCACUGUUUUUUGUAUGAAUGAACUGAAAGCAAAUUGUGUGUGUUAGUGUGUGAGUGGGCAGGUGGGUGUGUGCACACGCUCGGAUCUGUCAUUUUUUUUUUCUCUUUGUAAGUGCUAUGCAACUACAAAAGAAAGGAAAGACAAGAAAAAAAAAAAGCAUUUUGAAUUCUUUUGUUCCCUGGAAGAGUAAUUCUAUUUUUCAGACCAGGGCAAUGACAGGGUUUUUGUAUCCUGAAGUGGUGUAAAAGUGGCGAUGGAGGUCUGCGUGGUCAUUCUGAAUCAGAAGAAUUGGCUCACUGGCUGGCGGAGGAAGCUGAAACAGCACACGGGGAAGAACAAAACAAAGUAUGGUGCAAUGGCUGCAAAACAAGUUGUGACGACCGUUAUGAACUGAUGCCCUGCAGAUCUUUUCCUGUGAGGAAAUGAACACAACCAGUUCAGUACUUUGGAUCCCUGAACACUGCAGGUCUAUUUUUCCUUAAAUCUUGUUACAGUGACUUGCUAGCUAUAGACUUCAGUGUUUAUUCAUCCAGAUUUCUUGAGUAUAUGUGGGAUCUCUGGCCAUAGCGCUGGAUAAUUUGUGCCGGAAAUGGACUGGAUUCUACUUUGGUCCCGUGAGAGAGAAAAAUGUAGCCUUUUGUUUAUGAAGUCGGACGUUUUUACAAAGACUCAACUGAUUCAGUGACAUUAUUUUAUCUCUGUAAAGUACCAAUUGUAAAUAAACGUCUCGCCUUCUUACCUGUAACUAAAUAUAAUUUUUAUGCAAUAAAUUAUAUUUCUUAGUUUAA